AUGACCCCGGAGAUCGCCUAUUCUCUCUUGUGCUCGCUGCCGGAGGCGAACAAAAGGAAUAUAAUUAUGAUCAUUAGGCUUUUAGGCAAGAUCACCGAGAACGUUGAUAAGACGAAAAUGACCCCGUCAAACCUGGCUACCGUACUCUACAUGUCAUUUUAUCGACGCAGCGACGCUGGUGACAUUCAACCAGCAAACCCCGAGGUUGCCAACAUCGUUACUUAUGUGUCUGAGCACUGUACGGCGAUCCUUAAAGGCGACAGUAAGUUCAUUCUUUAA
Dibothriocephalus latus is the source of this 279-nucleotide messenger RNA. The record is from the annotation of a GenBank genome assembly. NCBI's taxonomy places the organism in Eukaryota, Metazoa, Platyhelminthes, Cestoda, Diphyllobothriidea, Diphyllobothriidae.